Molecule: messenger RNA, 2803 nt
Organism: Microbotryum saponariae
Lineage: Eukaryota; Fungi; Basidiomycota; Microbotryomycetes; Microbotryales; Microbotryaceae
Source: the annotation of a GenBank genome assembly
AUGUCGCACGUUCAAAAGUGGUGGAAAGAAGGUGUUGUGUACCAGGUCAGUGCCUCAACCCCACAAUGCUGCACUUGCUGCCCUCUUUGGUCUCUCGCCCCCGCUGCCGCCUUGACCCCGCCCCCACUCGACCUCAGGUCGGUCGUCGACACGUCUGGCGCGCGACACAAGGCGAGACGAGCUGCCGAUGGCACGACAUCAGAAGCACAGUCAAUGGCUCUGAAGCUACUUUGCUGCUCGUGUGAUUGAAGAUACAAGUCGAGCGGGAUCCCAGCACUGCCGCAUGCACCUCGGACUAACUCGACGAUGAGACCUCCGCGGCGUGGCCCCCCGCGCAGAUUUACCCGCGAUCGUUCGCGUCAGCUCGCGGUCAAGCCUCGGGCGACAUCAAGGGCAUCAUCACAAAGUUGGACUACCUCAAGGGACUCGGCGUCGACAUCAUCUGGGUCUCGCCCUUUUACAAGUCGUACGUUGCGUUGUCUGGCUAUGCACGCUGGUCUGCGACGUGUCGUCGUGGAGGCGGAGAUGGGGAGGAUGACCACCCAUGUUCGCACCCACCCGUCGUCAGCUCCACACGCCACUUUCUUUAGCCGAGGCUAUGUCCAUAACCGCUCUACUCCUCCGGGAAUGAAUAGCUGAACGUGAUCCCACGCCGACUCUCGAAACAGACCUCAACACGACAAUGGUUACGAUAUUCAGGUCAGUAGCACCCUUGCUCUCCCCUGUCCCGCUCGGUCAAUCUGCUAAUAUGCACCGUUUGGCUUCACUUUUUCAUCAUCACCUGGAAUUAGGACUACCAAGACAUCCAUGAACCUUAUGGCAAGGUCUCUGACAUUGAGGAUCUCAUCGCGGGCUGCCACAAGCGAGGCAUGAAGGUGUGAGUGAAGAUCACCCCCUAUAUCAUCGACCAAGUCUCCAUUACUCCCUGUGUCUUGCUCUUUCGCUCACACCCAAUCCCUCUCGCACGACGAUAUAUGCGCAGGCUUUUUGAUCUGGUCAUCAAUCACACCUCCCAUCUGCACGAGUGGUUCCAAGAAUCUCGGUCGAGCAAGGACAACCCUAAGCGCGACUGGUACAUCUGGCGCCCGGCCAAGUACGAUGCCGAUGGUGUUCGCCACCCGCCUUGCAACUGGAGGGGAUGCUUUGGUGGAUCGGUGUGGGAGUGGGACGAAAAGACCGAGGAGGUCAGUCUGCCACCUGCCACCUGCCAACGUGGGGUCCGCUGGUUCGGAGUAGCGGCCGAGCAAAAAACCGUGUCUUUUUUCGAGAUCUUCGAGGCUCACUCUCCGAGGUGUUCCCGUCUUACAGUAUUACCUCCACUACUUCGUUCCCGAGCAACCCGACGUCAAUUGGGAGAACCCGACUCUACGAAAGGCGCUGUAUGAGAACGCGAUCAAGUUCUGGCUCGACAGGGGCUGCGAUGGGUUCCGAAUCGACACCGCCAACAUGGUGAGUCUGACCCUGCAGGCUAUGCGUUGCCCCAGAGAUGCCAAGAGCUGCUUCAGAUCGCAUGAAUCCUGACUCGUUGGUUCUCACAGUACUCCAAAUUCAUCGAGUUCCCCGAUGCGCCGGUCGUGGACCCCACUACUCCGUGGCAACCUGCUCCCCAUUACUUCUCCAACGGACCCCGGCUGCACGAGUUCCUCAAGGAGAUGUACGAAGAGACGUUCUCUAAAUAUGAGUGAGUGCCCACCGUGACGGUGCGUUAUCACUUUGGAUCUGGUGCAUCUGAGCUGAUUUCACUCGUUCUCUUUUGUCAGCUGCACCUCGAUUGGAGAGCUGCCCAGCACCCCUUUGAUCCCCGACAUCCUGAAGUUUGUCGCCGCCGAUGCCAAAGAGUUCAACAUGGUCAUCCAAUUUGAUCUCGCCGAUCUCGACCACGGCAAAGGUCGCUUUAACCUCAUGUACCACGACUGGCCCUUGACCAAAUUCAAGGAGAUCACCGCCAACUACCAGCAGUUGACCGAUGCGAAGUACGAUGCGUGGGCCGUGACCUACCUCGAGAACCACGAUCAAGCGCGCAGUAUCCCCCGCUACGCUUCGGAUGCACCUGAACACCGCGAGAACUCCGCCAAGUUGCUUGCGACGUUCCUGCUCACCGUCUCGGGCACGCCCAUUAUCUACCAAGGAGGUUAGUAGUCCCAUACGAGGCAUCCUCAAGCGAUCGGCUCGUUGUGCUGACAACUGUGACUUCAUUUCCGUCCCUACAGAGGAAAUCGGCAUGAUCAAUUGCCCCAAGUCGUGGGACAUCGACGCCGAUUACAAGGACAUCGGUACGAUCAACCAGUGGACCGAGAUGAAGCAAGCCGCGGAGGAGAGCAAGGACUCCAAGCUGGUCGAGGAAGGCAAGCGCUCGAUCCAGCUCACGAGCCGAGACCACGCCCGCACGCCGAUGCACUGGAACGCGGAGAAGCAGGCCGGUUUUACGACUGCCGACGAGACUUGGAUGCGUGUGAUGGACUCGUACAAAGAGAUCAACGUCGCGGCGCAAGAGGGCGUCGCGACCUCGCCGCUCGAGUACUACCGCAAGCUGAUUGCGUACCGCAAGCAGCACAAGGACCUGUUCGUGUACGGCCACUUUGAGUUACUCGAUAAGGCCAACGAAAAGACGAUCCUCUACACCAAGCGCUCCGCUAAUGGCCAGGUCGCGUUCGUCGCGCUCAACUUUACCGCUGAGGAGCAGUCGUUCGAGUUGCCGUCCGAUGUCAAGGGCGAAUUUGAGCUCGUCGAAUCGCUCAAGUUCGGUACUGGCAAGCGUGGUUUCCUUGGGGCUUACGAGGCGCAGAUCUACGUUACCAAGUGA